UUUGUAAAUAGUUAAAUUUAUAAGUGUUUUACAUAAAAUAUAAAAAAAAUGCCACCGAAAAAAAAGGGUAAAAAGGGCCCUCCCGAGUCGGGAUGGAAGGCAGGAUUUGGAACCAAAGGCACCAUGUCUACCUACUUCCAAUACCCGACCCCCGAGGUGCAGGAGGAGCUGAAGAAGAUUGCUCAGGCGAUCGUCGCUCCUGGCAAGGGAAUCCUGGCUGCUGAUGAAUCUACCGGUACUAUGGGCAAGCGUCUCCAAGACAUCGGAGUUGAGAACACCGAGGAGAACCGCCGCAAGUACAGGCAGAUGCUCUUCAGCACUGACCCGGCCGUGUCUGAGAACAUCUCUGGCGUGAUCCUGUUCCACGAGACACUGUACCAGAAGGCUGAUGACGGCACCCCGCUGGUGUCGUUGCUGGAGAAGCGCGGCAUCAUCCCCGGCAUCAAGGUUGACAAGGGUGUGGUCCCGCUGUUCGGAUCUGAAGACGAAUGCACCACGCAAGGUCUUGAUGACCUGGCGCAGCGUUGCGCUCAAUACAAGAAGGAUGGUUGUCACUUCGCCAAGUGGCGUUGCGUGCUGAAGAUCGCCCGCAACACGCCCUCCUACCAGGCAAUCAUGGAGAACGCUAAUGUACUCGCGCGUUACGCUUCCAUCUGCCAGAGCCAGCGCAUCGUGCCCAUUGUGGAGCCUGAGGUGUUGCCUGAUGGUGAACACGACUUGGACCGCGCCCAGAAGGUGACAGAGAUCGUGUUGGCGGCCGUGUACAAGGCGCUCAGCGACCACCACGUCUACCUAGAGGGCACGCUGCUCAAGCCUAACAUGGUGACCGCAGGCCAGUCCUGCAAGAAGACCUACACCCCCAUGGACAUCGGCCGCGCCACCGUCACCGCUCUACUGCGUACAGUGCCCGCUGCUGUGCCCGGCAUCACAUUCCUGUCUGGCGGGCAAUCCGAGGAGGAGGCGUCAGUGAACCUGAACGCCAUCAACUCCGUGGACAUGAAGAAGCCGUGGGCGCUGACGUUCAGCUACGGGCGCGCGCUGCAGGCGUCUGUGCUGCGCGCGUGGGGCGGCAAGCCGGAGAACGUGCCCGUCGGACAGCAGGAGCUGCUCAAGAGGGCCAAGGCGAACGGGCUGGCGGCCAGCGCGAAGUACGUCGCGGGAUCCAUACCCUCCCUCGCAGCUUCCAAAUCUAAUUUCGUCAAAUCGCACGCGUAUUAAAACAAAAUGGCCGCCCAAUUUUGAGCACAUUUUAAUCACAAUGAAAACGGCAACUAUUUAAAAAUUGUUUUUUAAAUGCAUAUUUUUUAUGUUUAGCAUUUUGUUCUGUUGCAUGAAAACUUAUUGCUUGAAAGAACUUUCCAUUUUUGUUCAUGUAUUCAAUAUAUUAUAUGGGAAAUCGAUGCAAAAAAUCUGAAUUAAUAAAAUUUUUCUUCAAAUAUUACCUUAUUAAACAUGAUGAACUAUGGAGGAACUAAAAAAUAACGAUUAUGAAUUAAUAUAUAAAGUUAAAUUACAUUUCUUUGUUUAGUUACUAUUUUUAUUCAUUGACAAACAUAAUAUUGUUUAUUUCCAAGGUAAGUGUACAAUCGAAUAUAGUCAUUUUCCUGUAGUUAGUUUCAUGUUAUAUAUUCUGACGAUUUCAAAGUAUUCCGUGAUGUUCAAUAAAAAAUUGAUUUUAACAAUUUAUUGUAUGUGAAAUUGGAAUAUAUUUAAGUUGUCAGAAUGCAUAUAAACCCAUAGAACUGUUGUAUUUAACUAACGAGUAUUACUCAUUGUCUGACACAGUCAAUUAUCUGACGUAAAAUAUACUUAACCCUUAAAUGCAUGAUUUUUUAUUUAAUUAUGAAAUCAAUAUUUCAGUAUAGACUAAGACUUUAAGGGUUAAAACUGGGUUACCACUGAUAAAUGUGUACAAAUAUAUCUUGUUGUCUCUUUUUCUCUCAAAGGGAACGAAAGAGAUGACGAUAUAUCUUUGUAACGUUUUCUCAGUGGAAACUAGUGGUAAUUAAAGUAAUGUUUCAUUUGUUUUAAGACUGAUCUAAAAGUCAAUGAGUGUAUUCAAUAUUGUAUUUGUUACUAAUGAGUACUAACCCUUGUUUUUUUUAAAUAAAAGUUGUUGAAAAAAUGCAUUUUCA
Messenger RNA from Papilio polytes (common Mormon), 2135 nucleotides. Its product is annotated as fructose-bisphosphate aldolase-like. Lineage: Eukaryota; Metazoa; Arthropoda; Insecta; Lepidoptera; Papilionidae. The record is from RefSeq and is a predicted model, not a curated record. Gene Ontology annotation, molecular function: fructose-bisphosphate aldolase activity. The transcript is spliced from 9 exons. Gene Ontology annotation, biological process: fructose 1,6-bisphosphate metabolic process; glycolytic process. Gene Ontology annotation, cellular component: cytosol. The coding region runs from base 49 to 1218 and encodes 389 amino acids.